GGCAAGAGGGGGCGGAUCGCUGAGAGGUUGUUGGCCAAGAUGGCGGUAGUGGUCGCUGCGGCCAGGUUCUGGGGGCCAAGCCGAGGCCUGGGCCAGGCUGCCCUCCUGGCGCUGCGGCGGCCCGGAGCUCGGGGGCUGGCUAGAUCUCACCCCCACAGGCAGCAGCAGCAGCAGUUCUCAUCUCUGGAGGACAAGCCUCAGUUCCCAGGGGCCUCGGCAGAGUUCAUAGACAAACUGGAAUUCAUCCAGCCCAAUGUCAUCUCCGGAAUCCCCAUCUACCGCGUCAUGGACCGGCAGGGCCAGAUCAUCAACCCCAGCGAGGACCCCCAACUGCCCCAGGAGCAAGUCCUGAAGUUCUACAAGAGCAUGACGCUGCUCAACACCAUGGACCGCAUCCUCUAUGAGUCUCAGCGGCAGGGCCGGAUCUCCUUCUACAUGACCAACUACGGCGAGGAGGGGACGCACGUGGGGAGCGCAGCGGCCCUGGACAACACGGACCUGGUUUUUGGCCAGUACCGGGAGGCAGGUGUGCUGAUGUACCGCGACUACCCCCUGGAACUGUUCAUGGCUCAGUGCUACGGCAACGUGAGUGACCCUGGCAAGGGGCGCCAGAUGCCCGUCCACUACGGUUGCAAGGAGCGCCACUUCGUCACCAUCUCCUCUCCACUGGCCACGCAGAUCCCUCAGGCGGUGGGGGCGGCCUACGCGGCCAAGCGGGCCAACGCCAACAGGGUGGUCAUCUGUUACUUCGGCGAGGGGGCAGCCAGCGAGGGGGACGCCCACGCCGGCUUCAACUUCGCCGCCACACUUGAGUGUCCCAUCAUCUUCUUCUGCCGGAACAAUGGCUACGCCAUCUCCACGCCCACCUCCGAGCAGUACCGCGGGGAUGGCAUUGCGGCACGAGGCCCUGGGUACGGCCUCAUUUCCAUCCGCGUGGACGGCAACGAUGUAUUCGCCGUGUACAACGCCACAAAGGAGGCCCGGCGGCGGGCUGUUGCGGAGAACCAGCCCUUCCUCAUCGAGGCCAUGACCUACAGGAUCGGGCACCACAGCACCAGUGAUGACAGCUCUGCCUACCGCUCCGUGGAUGAGGUCAAUUACUGGGACAAGCAGGACCACCCCAUCUCCCGGCUGAGGCGCUACCUGCUGGGCCGAGGCUGGUGGGACGACGAGCAGGAGAAGGCCUGGAGGAAGCAGUCCCGCAAGAGGGUGAUGGAGGCCUUUGAGCAGGCCGAGCGGAAGCUGAAGCCCAACCCCAACCUGCUCUUCUCAGAUGUGUAUCAAGAGAUGCCUGUCCAGCUCCGCAAGCAGCAGGAGUCCCUGUCCCGUCACCUGCAGACCUACGGGGAGCACUACCCCCUGGACCACUUUGAGAAGUGAGGCCCAGUCACUGUACCCCACCCACCUUCAGCCACCCAGCAAGGCAGCCCCACUCAGGGGAGCGGGGAGAGCUGGCAGGACACUGCCCCUUCCCCAUCCAGCUCCGUCUGAAUACCCAGGGGCCAGGUGGCGCCUGAGACCAUAACAGGUGGCUCCCACUCCCUAGUCCUGCCCCUCCAGACUGUUACAUGGGGGGUGGCGGCGUUUGUAGCGGUUGCUGAGGCUCUGUCAGCCCCAGUUCAACUGUUGCUACUGUGCCUUCCCCCAGGGCUGGGUGGGUAAGGGUGCCUGCAGGCCUAGCGGCCCCUGGGUUUGAGGUGGGCGUGGCAGGCGGAACCUGCUGAGCGUGUGCGUGCAUGGUGGUCAGCAGAGAAGCUGAAUAAAAACUGUCUCUGCAUCUGG
Molecule: messenger RNA, 1782 nt
Organism: Microcebus murinus (gray mouse lemur)
Lineage: Eukaryota; Metazoa; Chordata; Mammalia; Primates; Cheirogaleidae
Gene: BCKDHA
Product: branched chain keto acid dehydrogenase E1 subunit alpha
Biological process (GO): branched-chain amino acid catabolic process
Cellular component (GO): oxoglutarate dehydrogenase complex
Molecular function (GO): oxidoreductase activity, acting on the aldehyde or oxo group of donors, disulfide as acceptor
Source: RefSeq, a predicted model, not a curated record